AUGAGGCACUCACUCCUCCUUCCUACCGCCCAGUAUCUCGAGCAUGGUCAGAGCGGAGCUCCCAUCAUCGGCCUCAUCAAGGUCACGGCCUCAUCCAUCCUCGAAGUCGUCAUCCUUUCUUCCGUAGGCUUUGUCCUCGCACGCAGAGGCAUCAUCGACAAGCGCACCCAGACCAAGAUCAACAAGCUCAACGUUUCCUUUUUUACGCCCGCUCUGCUUUUCUCGAAGGUCGCUUUUACACUCAACCCGGCUCGACUCGCCGAGCUCUUCAUCGUGCCGCUGGGCUUCGUCAUUGUCACCGUCGUCUCGACGCUAAGUGCGCUCGUACUAUCAUGGUCUGCCAAGCUCUCCCCAGCACAGCGCAACUUUGCAAUCGCUUGCGCCAUCUCGCCCAAUUCGAACUCGCUUCCUGUUGCGCUCAUGCAGUCACUUGUGGUCACUGUGCCUCAGCUCCACUGGGAUGAGCAGGGAGAGCCCGAGGACACUGUCGAUGGCAUGCUCGGUCGAGCGCUCACCUAUCUCGUCCUCUUCAGCACCCUCGGCAUGUUCCUCCGCUGGAGUGUCGGUGCCAAACUCCUGAGCAGCGUCGAAGAGGAUACCUCACCAGAGGACAGCAUCGACGCCCAGGGGCACCCAAGCCCCUCUUCCACCAUCAGCGACACCGACACUCAACACCCUCGCCCGCAGAUCACGCUUCGCAGACCAACAGGCGAGCGUGUCCGACCAGAACGCAAGCGAUCCGGCCCUCCAGCCUGGGCACGCAGCUUCCCCAACUCGCCCGAUGCCAGCAUGACCAACAGCCGUGCACGUGGCGGCGAUGACUCCGACUCGGAUGUCGAGGACGAGCCCCUGGAGCCAUACGAAGAGGAAGGUCAGAUCACGCUGCCCGGCGCCAGCAACAGCCGUGAGAAUCGUUCCUGCUGGAAGAGGUUCUCUACGGCGACGCGCAAGUGGUUCCACAAUCUCGUGCUACGUCCACUAUACGCCAUCGGUGGCUUCAUGACUGCUCCGCUGUAUGCGGCUGUCAUUUCGCUCGUCGUCGCUGUUAUCCCGCCUUUGCAAAAGUUCAUCGAUUCAUUGGAGCCCGUCGUGGGUGCGCUCGAGACGGCAGGUGCCUGCAGUAUCCCACUCACCAUGGUGGUGCUCGGCGCCUAUUUCGUGGCUGAUGCCUCUGCGGUUCAGCAGGCUCAGGGCUCCAUUCCCAAAGCGGUACCGCCCAGUGCCCCAGCCGGAGAUGGAUCGAUGUCCGCCACGGGUCCACAACCCACCGCUCCCAGCUCGAGCAGCAAAUCCUUCAAUGGCAACGCCGCAGGCAGCGAUUCCGAUGAUCCUUGGAGGAGAACGUCGCUCGAGUCUGCAAGUGCGUCUGGCGAGUCGACUCUGGUUCAAGCCAAAGACUCGAAGCGCAAAGGCUUGAGCUCGUGGAAUCCCUGGAACAGCGGAUCUUCCAGCGGCGGUUCUGACAUUGAAGAGGGAGGAGGACGAUACACUGAGGAACCGUCGUCGUACGCUCAAGCCGCUGCUCCGUCCUCCACACCGAUCUCACGACGAGUAGCCGGCGACGACGAAGCUGCACGCAAUGCCGACCUCAACAGCCGCAACUCAGCCGGUCGCUUCCAGAACGCGCUCAACAAACAAGCAUCCGACUCUACGAUGGAACGUCGCACCAUCGCGGUGGCGAUCUCAUCACGCAUGAUCCUGACACCGUUGAUCCUGCUACCGUUCGUAGCGUGGUACGCCAUGGCGACGGCUAGCAACGUGAUGGACGACCCAGUAUUUGUGGCGUGCGCCUGCCUCAUCAUCGGUUCGCCGCCUGCGUUGACGUUGGCGCAGAUCACGAGUCAGUCGGCGCAGGGCAAUCCGAGCUUCGAAAGGUUGAUUUCCAGGACGAUCUUCACGGCGUAUACGUUUUUGGCUGCGCCGACGACGAUCUUGUUGGUGCUGACGGCGUUGGUGAUCACCGAGAACGAUAAGAACAAGGGGUAG
Pseudozyma hubeiensis SY62 is the source of this 1986-nucleotide messenger RNA. RefSeq names its product potential Auxin Efflux Carrier protein. The record is from RefSeq and is a predicted model, not a curated record. The transcript has a single exon. The coding region runs from base 1 to 1986 and encodes 661 amino acids. Gene Ontology annotation, cellular component: membrane; endoplasmic reticulum. Gene Ontology annotation, biological process: transmembrane transport. Lineage: Eukaryota; Fungi; Basidiomycota; Ustilaginomycetes; Ustilaginales; Ustilaginaceae.